Molecule: messenger RNA, 618 nt
Organism: Synchiropus splendidus (mandarinfish)
Lineage: Eukaryota; Metazoa; Chordata; Actinopteri; Syngnathiformes; Callionymidae
Gene: mrpl42
Product: mitochondrial ribosomal protein L42
Exons: 5
Coding region: 233-571 (112 amino acids)
Cellular component (GO): mitochondrial large ribosomal subunit
Source: RefSeq, a predicted model, not a curated record
UAAAUACGAUUCUCGAUCCGCACUCCAUACCAGUCGGUGGCGGUAAGGUACUUAAACGGUGUUUGUCGGCCUCUAUAAAACACAAAGAGGAAGAGGAAGCAGUCGAAGAAGCAGGAGGAACUAUAGUCAACGGGGCAGUUGAAGUCGGAGGUAUUUAGGCGUUGCACUUAAACAUGUCUGUUCAGUUGUACAGACUUCUGUUCUCUCGUGGCUCGACGUCGUCACUGCACAGAUGUUUGGCUCCACAGAGAUUCAAGUCAGACGUCACUUCCCAUCACGAUCCACACAGGUGGAGGUCGCGGUCACAUCGGACAUGAAGACUGUUGUGUGUUAUCAUCCUACUGUCGACGUGCCCUAUGACCUCACACAGGCUAUUGAGCAUCCAGACCCAGUCAGCAGCCCUCCCGAGAGCCACGAUCAGGUUCUUAAGGCCCACCUGGACCAGCGGCAGCCAGCAGGUCCUUCCAUCGAGCAGCUGAGUCGCAUGUUCUUCACCACAAAACACCGCUGGUACCCUGUUGGACAAUAUCACAGUAGGCGCAGGAAGAAAUCUCCGCCCCAGGACAGAUGAUUGACAGCUGUCCAUGAUCCUUUAAUAAACUGCUCAGUGUCUCAUAA